Messenger RNA from Penaeus monodon (black tiger shrimp), 1179 nucleotides. RefSeq names its product splicing factor 3B subunit 1-like. The record is from RefSeq and is a predicted model, not a curated record. Gene Ontology annotation, molecular function: mRNA binding. The transcript is spliced from 4 exons. Gene Ontology annotation, cellular component: U12-type spliceosomal complex; U2 snRNP; U2-type prespliceosome. Gene Ontology annotation, biological process: spliceosomal complex assembly. Lineage: Eukaryota; Metazoa; Arthropoda; Malacostraca; Decapoda; Penaeidae. The coding region runs from base 49 to 498 and encodes 149 amino acids.
GGUGAACGUCGGCCCUGCGCAUGCGCACACAAUCGAUAGUAAACAAAAAUGGCUGCCCGUAAAUUCACAACCGAAGAUAUUGAAGCACACAUUCAAGACAUCCAGAACCGGAAGGCUAGCUUAAAGCCCCCUCCACCUCCAGAAGGUUCAGCCAAGGAUGAUGAGCGUGUGAUGCUAGAUGGUGGUGGCUACUAUGACAGCGAUAUUUAUGAUAUCUCUAAUGGAAAUAAAUAUGCAAAUUAUGUCCAGUCAAUUGGUGUGGAUGACAUUGAUGAUGAUGAAGAUGAUGGAGGAACAACCCUUGGCAAGAAAGGAGGGGGUGGUACUUACACUGCCCCACGGCUCUUCCUCAAUGAAAUGGUUGAUAAAGAUCAUGACCCUAUGGCACAGUACAAGCGACCCACAAUAGCAGAUAGAGAGGAUAAUUAUCGUGCUCGUCGUCAAAUGCAAGUCAUUUCCCCAGAAAGGAAUGAUCCUUUUGCUGAUGGUAGGUUGUAGUUGACCUUGCCACUUCCACUUUCCCUAAGAUAAUUAUGAUAGGAAGAUGAAGGUAUCUGCCUCUCAUCUCUUGAGUGUGUUGCUUUCUUAUGUGGCUGGGAGCAGUACUUGAGCAGCCUCAGAUACUAGGUUUUGCAUAUAUAAAUUUGCAGCAGGUUUUUUUUAUUUGAGAUAAAUGUUUCUUUAACAUCAGUGGAAAAAGGAAUUUUAAGAAUUUCAGUAAAUAUGAGGCUGGCCAAGUAUUGAUGUAUGAAUGUUGGUGUGAAAGGACAUUCUCUUUCUAUAAAAAUGAGGGGAGUCAUUGAUUAAAUUAAUUAUGAAAAUCUGUUAUAAGUUGUUUAUUAUGCAUAGUAACAGUUGUGAGAUUGUCACAAUGAGAGGUCAUAGAAAGGUCAUUGUAGGAAAUGGGAACAAACAGUGGCACAUGAGUACCAAGAAUCCCCACAAAAGCACAUCCACAACCUGUCUGCUGCUACUGGAUCAGUCCGCCAAGAGUCAUCACCACUACUAAUGUACAAUCUGUUUUCUUUCCCCCUGCGGAGUGUACCAGCCGCCUCCUGCGAAGUCUCAUCUGAGUCUUGAACGAGCCUCUCAGACAUAUAGUGAAGAGCUUACGUAAAAGCUGUAGAUAUAGGCUAUGAAUCUUAGGGUCUAUCACUACCGAAAAUUUCAAAAUUAUUG